AUGCUGCAGCAGCAGCAGCAGCAGAUGCCCGCGGAUGUUGCUGCAGCAGGAGCUGCAGCUCUGGCGGGAGCCGAGGCAGCAAAGACACCCCCCAGCAGCAUUAGCAGCAGCAGCAGCGGCAACACCAGGAGCAGCAGCAGCAGCCACAAAGCUGACUCUGCGCCCACGAAACGGAAGCCGGCGGACCGCAGCAGCAGCAGCAGCAGCAGCAGCAGGAAAGUGAAGCGGCAGAAGAGCGCAUCCGCUGCGGCUGAUGCUGGAUCUGAGAGCAGCAGCAGCAGCGGCAGCAGCAGCAGCGACGAUGAUAGCAGCAGCAGCAGCAGCAGCAGCAGUGGCAGCGAGACGUCCUCGGAGGAUGAGCAGGAGAUGGCGCUGCUGCAGCAGAAGGAGCAGCAGCAGCUGCUGCCGCUGGUGCAGCAGGUGCUGCAGCAGCUGCGCAGCAUGUUUGAAGAUCAGCUGCAGCAAGCAGCAACUUUGAGAAAGAAGCAAAUUGAGCUGACGGGUAUUUGCCCCAUUACAAACCAGGGGACCCCCAACUCGCUGCUGCUGCGGCCGCCACCGCCCCACAUCCCAUACAGCAAACUUCUGAAGUGUCACAAGUUCU
Eimeria tenella is the source of this 604-nucleotide messenger RNA. RefSeq lists its product as uncharacterized. The record is from RefSeq and is a predicted model, not a curated record. The annotation marks the transcript as partial. The transcript is spliced from 4 exons. Lineage: Eukaryota; Apicomplexa; Conoidasida; Eucoccidiorida; Eimeriidae.